Momordica charantia (bitter melon) is the source of this 2819-nucleotide messenger RNA. Its product is annotated as helicase SEN1. Gene Ontology annotation, molecular function: helicase activity. Lineage: Eukaryota; Viridiplantae; Streptophyta; Magnoliopsida; Cucurbitales; Cucurbitaceae. The record is from RefSeq and is a predicted model, not a curated record.
UCUCUCUCUUAUUUUCAUUCUCAUAACUCAUAAAUCUCUCUCUCUAAACAAUGGAAGGAGGGGAAAGUUGUAGAAGCAAGAAAGCUAAUGCCAAGGAUUGCAAUGGUCUCAUUGAUAUUUUGUUUUCUUGGGAGCUCAGGCAUGUGUUCAACCAAAAUUUCUACAAGCUCAAGGUGGGAAAGAUUCCAAAAUCAUUUGAAUCAGAGCAUCACUACAGAAGCUCAUACAUAUACCCUUUGUUAGAAGAAACAAGAGCAGAUUUGUGUUCAAGUUUGAAGACAAUUCACAAAGCCCCUUCUGCACAACUGCUUUCCAUUGAAAAAGAGCCAAAGCCAAAAGGACCCAAAAUCUUGUUCAAUGUGAAUCUUAGCUCUUGGAGAAUCAAUAAUGGGAAGGGGCAACAACAGUCAUAUAGGCCACUUCCUGGGGAUAUUUUUGUCAUUUUGGACAUUGAUCCACAAACUACCACUGAUUUGGAAUGCUCAAACACUUGGGCUUUUGCUUGGUUGGGGCACAUCAUUGACAAUAAUGCCCCUACUACUCAUCUCAAGCUUUAUGUUUCAAAAGACAUCUCAGCUGAAGGUGACAUCCACCAAACAACCACACUUUUCAUUGUUUUUCUAAUGAAUGUGACAACCAAUUUGAGAAUUUGGAAGGCCUUACAGUCUUCUGCUGAUGUCGGCAUCGUUAAGCGUGUUCUGGGUUCAACGGGUAAUCAAACAUGUAAAGAAUGCAGUGAAGAAAAUUCCAUAGAAAAUCCAACAACUCUGAGCUCAUCUUCUUCACUGAAUGAAUCCCAAAAACUUGCAAUAGAAAGUUGUGUCCACAAUGUUCUUUGCCAACACAAGCCCUCCAUAGACCUCAUAUGGGGCCCACCAGGGACAGGAAAAACCAAGACCACAAGUAUGUUACUUUUGAAAAUUUUAAGAAUGACUCACCAGAUUAGGACUCUUGCCUGUGCCCCCACAAAUAUUGCCAUCACAAAUUUGGCCUCUAGAGUGGUGAAGUUGCUCAAAGAAGAGGCCUUUAGUAAAGAGUACAAACUCUAUUCCCCCUUGGGAGAAUUGCUCUUAUUUGGAAACAAAGAUCGACUCAAAAUCGACUCCGAAUUGGAAGAGGUCUAUUUAGAGAAUCGUGUUGAAAGUCUCGUAAAAUGUCUCGGAAAAAACGGUUGGAAGUUUCAAAUAACGUCAAUGAUAGAGUUUUUGGAGGAAGGCAAGAGGAGAAUACAUCACUUCAAAUCUAUUGCCCCAGCACUCCAUGAAUGUCUCUAUUCAUUGGCCACUCAUGUUCCUCCACAAGUUAUUUUGGAGCAUAAUUUGAAGAAAAUGGAGAUUCUUGUCAAGCUGGUUGAUGAUUUUGGUACCCUUUUGCCUCAAAAUGACAGCAAAGUUUCUGUGAGGGAAAAUUUGGCUGAUUUGAAGAGGAAAUGUUUGUUGGGUUUGAAGAAUCUUUUGGUUUCUCUUGAGCAGAUUGAGGUUCCAAGUAAAGUUAGUAGAAAUUCAAUUGAGAAGUUUUGUUUUCAGAAGGCUUCUUUGAUUUUCAGCACUGCUUCAAACUCCUUCAAACUAAACUCAGUGAAGAAGAAUUCAGUGGAUUUGUUGGUUAUUGAUGAAGCUGCACAGUUGAAGGAAUGUGAAUCACUUAUACCUUUGCAAGUUCCAAACAUAAGACAUGCCAUUCUCAUUGGUGAUGAGUUCCAAUUACCAGCAAUAGUGAGCAGUAAGGUUUGUGAUGCAGCUGGAUAUGGUAGAAGUCUCUUUGAAAGGCUGAGUUUAUUAGGAUACUCCACGCACCUAUUGGAUACACAAUAUAGGAUGCAUCCAUGUGUGAGCUUCUUCCCAAAUUCCAAAUUCUAUGGCAAUCAAAUUUUGGAUGCUUCCAUUGUAAUGGAUAAGCAAUAUGAAAGAAGUUAUCUUGCUGGCCCCAUGUUUGGUCCAUAUUCUUUCAUACAUGUUUGUGGUGGACAAGAGGAAAGCAAUAGAGAUGGACAAAGCAAGAAGAAUAUGGUUGAGGUAGUUGUUGUGACCCAAAUAAUCCAAAUGCUUUACAAAGCAUGGUGCAAGAGCAAGAGGGAUGUGAGCAUUGGGGUAAUAUCUCCUUAUGCAGCACAAGUUUCAGCAAUCCAAAACAAAGUUGGAGGAAAAUAUGAGAAGAAUAUAAUUAAUGAAGGUUUUACGGUAAAAGUGAAGUCUGUGGAUGGUUUCCAAGGUGGUGAAGAGGAUGUGAUCAUAAUUUCUACCGUCAGAUCCAACGAUCGAAACGAUAUUGGAUUCCUCUCUAGUUCUCAAAGAACCAAUGUUGCCCUAACGAGAGCUAGGUAUUGCCUUUGGAUUGUGGGAGAUGCAGAAACCUUAGAAAAGAGUAAUUCAGAAUGGAAAGAUGUUAUUGAUGAUGCCAAGUCUCGCCACUGUUUCUUCAAUGUUGACGAAGACAAGGAGUUGGCAGAUGCAAUGAGAAUGACAAAGACUUGGCAAAUGUCUAAUAUUAAGGAAGAGCUCCUCAAACUAGACAAUAUUUACAACAAGGAUUACAAAUGAAAGCAAAAUAAAUCGGUGAUGAGCGUGUUUGAUAUGAUGCUAUAUAGAUUAUAUUAUUAGAUUAUGUUAUUUGAUUAGGAUGUAUAUCUUCCCUGAUGUAUAAUUUCACAAGUUAGGUAUGCAAAUAGUUUAUUAUAUUUUAUUAAUAUAGAUAUAUUAUUGGAGUUUGUACAAGGGGCAAAUGCACAUUGGUGGGCCCAGAGGAGGUUCGAGCCCCCUCAACUUUAGAAAGUACUGUUUUAAUAUAUAUAUAUGUUGUAUCAAUUUUUUUUGGAAAAA